UGGGGGAAGAAAUCGGAGUCUCGAAAGUCCAAACUCCAAACCCUGUUGGAGCUUGGCUUGCUCAUGUCAAACCCACAACCAGAAGCUCCAAUUGUGUCUCAUUGGUGACCAAAUCCAAAAGCUGCAAUGUUUGGUGCCAGAAAUCUCCACAGACAUUGCUUCAAGUCCCUCUCUUCCCUCCUUCAACUUCAAUCCAAUCUCUCCAAAAAUGUUGUACCUUUAGGACACACACCGGAGUGCAGCAACAUUGUUAAGGUUGGAGAAGCAUACCAUGGAGUUGGUUUGUAUUGUUAUGUUAAGCGGUUGAGUCUUUUGAAUGGAUCGUUGUCUCGGGCAAUGUCAACCUCCAAAGGAAGGAGUAUGCGCAGCAAGGUGGAGAGGCGAAUGCAGAAAGAGUCUGGUAAGACUUUAAGGGAGAUUCGGAGAGCGAAGAAGUUGAAGAAGAAGCUUAUGACUGAGGAGGAGAGGCUUAUUUACAAUCUCAAAAGAGCCAAGAAGAAAGUGGCGUUGCUUCUACAGAAACUCAAGAAGUAUGAGCUACCAGAGCUGCCUCCUCCUCGGCAUGAUCCAGAGCUCUUAACACCUGAACAGCUUCAGGCAUUUAAAAAAGUUGGAUUCAGGAAUAAGAACUAUGUCCCAGUUGGUGUACGUGGUGUUUUUGGAGGAGUUGUGCAAAAUAUGCAUCUCCAUUGGAAGUUUCAUGAGACCGUGCAAGUUUGUUGUGAUAACUUCCCCAAGGAAAAAAUAAAAGAAAUGGCUGCAAUGCUUGCAAGAUUGAGUGGUGGGAUUGUGAUAAAUGUUCAUAAUGUGAAAACAAUCAUUAUGUUCCGUGGCAGAAAUUAUCGCCAACCCAAAAAUUUGAUACCUAUUAAUACCCUUACAAAGAGGAAGGCUCUUUUCAAGGCCAGAUUUGAGCAAGCUCUUGAAUCUCAGAAGUUAAACAUAAAGAAAAUAGAACAACAGCUCCGACGGAUGGGAGUAAAUCCUGAGGAUCCAGCUGCCAUGGCCAGCAUCCAAAGAGUUGCUUCCACGUUCUUCAACGCCAUUGACAAGAAAGAGGGAAGCCCUUAUAUUUUCCGUGAAGGCAAGCAGUCAAUACUUGAACCUACUGAAGCUUUUGAAGAGUCAGAGCCUGCUGUUGAUAGUGAUCAGGAAGAACUAGACCGGUUCAUUGCAGACAUAGAGGAUGCGGCAGAUAAAGAAUAUGAAGCUGAAGAGGCAAAAGAAAAAGAAGAGCUUGGCAUAAUUAGAUACUGGAACAAAGAAGAAUUUGGUGGAAGAUACAGAAGAUCAGAUGCUUCUAGAAAUGAUGAUCGUGAUGUUGAGACUAGAGGCUCAAGGGCUUGGCAGACUAUACAUCCUAAGCAUCUAGCUUCUGAUAGUGAUGAUGAAGAGAACGCUCAUUUUAACAAUGAUGACGAUGAGGAUAGUGAUGAUGAGUGGCGUUUCAAUAAUGUUGUAGAUGCUAGUGAUCUUGACAACAAUUCUAAUGGAUCUAAUGAGACUAGAGGCAGGUUCAAGGAAAGUAGGGGGCAGAGAAAGAAGCCAAAUAACACCGGUAUGGGUAGGAACCGAGAUAGCGAAAAUAUAAAUAGACAUGCUGGAGCUAAAUUUAGGAGGAAUAUGACCAUAGAAGAUUCUGAAUCGGAAGGCGUGUUCAGUGAUGUUGAAAAUGCAAUGUGGGAGUCUGAUGAGGAAGAGAAUAAUAAUGACUCAGGACAUUUGAGAAAGUUCAGUGGUAACUACAAGAGUAGCAGCAGUGAUGAUGAGGGUACAUAUCAAAAAACACUGAGAGACAACAAGGGUGGUGUGAGGCAUCAUGAGGUUGAAGUUGAUGGUUCUGCUCAAUAUCGUAGUAGUUUGGUUGCACCAAAGAGUGUGAGAGGGAAGCAAGGAGUUAACAAAGUUGAUUCUGAAUCGAUGGAUGAAUUUAGUGGUUCAGAAAACUGGCUGUGGCCUUCAGAUGCUGAGGAGGACCACGAUAAGGACCACCUUACAAAUCAAAAUAGUAAUGUGAUCAAAAGUGAUAUCUCUAAGAGGAGAACACCAAAAGAGGCGGAUGAGGCUUGGGACAGUGACUAGCCCAGCAAAUGCAAGACCACAAUGCAAUGUGCUAUUUUUGAACACUGCUUCACAAGCAGACUUGGAACAAUUUGGUCCAAAGUCAUGACGACAUGAAGCCCAAUACAGCCCUGUUUAUUCAGUUCUCACACGGUGCUUCCUCUCAUCUAACCAUUGUCUCAUGUUAUCUGUUCAAGUUCUCAGGUUAUUACUAGCCUCACUAGUCAUAUGAUGGAUAUAUGUGGCACAUUCUUAGUGGAGUUUGAAGCAUCAGACUUUGAUAACAUGCAAAAGAAAUUUGUUUUUUAUGGUUUUUAUUUUUUUUUUAUUUUAUAGUGAAGGAAUAGAAUUUAUAUUUUAAUAAAUUGGAAUUGAAAGAAA
Cajanus cajan (pigeon pea) is the source of this 2442-nucleotide messenger RNA. RefSeq names its product RNA-binding CRS1 / YhbY (CRM) domain protein. The record is from RefSeq and is a predicted model, not a curated record. Lineage: Eukaryota; Viridiplantae; Streptophyta; Magnoliopsida; Fabales; Fabaceae. Gene Ontology annotation, molecular function: RNA binding.